GUCUCUGACCCACCAAAUGAUCCAUUGACGAUACCGGUAGCAUCACGAUGAUUCAUCGCCACAGUCCUUCCGCUCGCAAUGGUAUCCCCACAUUGAUCAUGGCAAUCUUUUGCUGGCUUGUUUUCGUUACGUGGGCUGUUGUUGAGGCAGUCAAUCCAUCUGAAGACGAGGCAAGAAGUUCCGGUGGUUUGGGUGAUUCGAGUCUUCCACUGGCAGUAUCCUUGUAUCUAGAGAGCCCCGAGACUGCCAUUGAACUGUGGGGUCCAAUAUCCGACUGGGAUACUCAGCAUGUUACCACUUUGGAUCGCUUGUUCGAAGGAGCCAUCAACUUUGACGAGGAUCUCAGUCAAUGGAACACGGACAAAGUGACCAGCAUGGAAUAUACGUUUGCCGGCGCCGCACACUUUAACCAGCCUCUCAACACUUGGAAUGUCGCCAAAGUCAGCUCCUUGUUUGGAACCUUCAAUGGCGCUUCAACCUUCAAUCAGAAUCUUAACAAAUGGGAUACCUCAAAAGUCACCGAUAUGGGAUCCACUUUCAAGGGAGCUUCCGAGUUUGAUGGGUCUUUGAACGGCUGGAACACGACCUCUGUGAGAAACAUGGAACGCAUGUUCUAUGGGGCUUCCUUCUUUACCGAUCAGCGUAACUCGCUCAAGAAAUGGGAUGUCACCUCUGUCACUACCAUGCACAGUAUGUUUUCAGGCGCAACGGCAUUUGCAGGUGAUAUUACAACCUGGAAACCCUGGUCGGUGACAAGCUUCAUGGGCAUGUUUGCUUACACGGCAUCCUUUGAUCAGGACUUGAGUGGCUGGGAUGUGUCCAGCGCCAUUUUUAUGGAUCGCAUGUUCUAUCGGGCUGUCGCCUUUGAGAGUGAAAUUUGCUGGGAUGACUCCAUUUCAGACGGUGUCUCGGGUAGCGAAAUCUUCUGCGGUAGCUCUGGAGAGUUUACUCUUGAGUGUGUCGUUAUACCAUCCGGCUCGGAAGAUUAUUGUCCCGAAACCUAUGACGAGUUUGAGGAGGAUGAAGAAUUGAGGGACGGCCUCACACAACAGCGAGAACAAGAGACUCAGAGUCAAGAAGCAGCGAUACCUGUAGGAGACGGGAAUUCACCAGGUUAUGGUGGAUCAGGAGGCAUUGGAGCAUUAAAUCCUGGAGGCAUGGGACGAGAUCAUCCCGAAUACACAGCCAAUUUGAAUGGCUGGCAAAACAGUCCAACAACGACAACAACAGAGGAACAAGAAGGAGAAGAAGUCGUACCAGCAGCUGCUGAAGAUAAUCCCGGCGGUGCCCCUCUUGACAUUAAUACGGAUAAUGCCGACAGUGCCAAUCCUCAUGAUCAACCAUUCUCGGGCAAUUCCUACCCAGAAUCGGUUGUUUUGGUUGUUGAGGAAUCCUCUGCCAGUGCGUUUGCAAUGACGAGCAUCGCAUCAAUAUCAACAGUUACUGUGCUGGUGGCAUCCCUUUUCCUUGUCUUCACAUAA
Molecule: messenger RNA, 1481 nt
Organism: Seminavis robusta
Lineage: Eukaryota; Bacillariophyta; Bacillariophyceae; Naviculales; Naviculaceae
Source: the annotation of a GenBank genome assembly